This is a messenger RNA of Egretta garzetta (little egret), 1714 nucleotides long. RefSeq names its product vasorin (gene VASN). The record is from RefSeq and is a predicted model, not a curated record. The transcript has 2 exons. Gene Ontology annotation, cellular component: plasma membrane. Bases 26 to 1714 code for a protein of 562 amino acids. Gene Ontology annotation, molecular function: protein binding. NCBI's taxonomy places the organism in Eukaryota, Metazoa, Chordata, Aves, Pelecaniformes, Ardeidae.
UUCUCUCUCCUGCAGAGCCAACACCAUGAACCAGCUGAUCCUUUGCACGCUGCUUCUCUUGGCCCCCCGGGAGCUGGCUGGGGCAUGUCCCGCAGGCUGCCAGUGCCAAGACCCCAAGACCAUCCUGUGCGCAGCCAGACGGGGCCAGACCGUGCCCCGGGGGCUGCCCCCCAACACCCUCUCCCUCUACGUCUUUGAGAAUGGCAUCACGAUGCUCAGCGAGGACAGCUUUGCGGGCCUUCCCGCCCUCCAGCUCUUGGACCUCUCACAAAACAAGAUCACCAGCAUCCAGAAAAACAUCUUCCAGCCCCUGACAGAGCUUGUCAACUUGGACCUGUCCUCCAACCAGCUGCAGGAGAUCACCAAUGAGACCUUCCAUGGGCUGCGGCUGUUGGAGCGGCUCUACCUGCAGAGGAACAGGAUCCAGCACAUCCACGCUGCUGCUUUCGACACGCUGGAGAACCUGCUGGAGCUGAAGCUGCAGAACAACCAGCUCUGGGCCGUGCCCCCCCUCGACCUUCCCAACCUCCUGCUGCUGGACAUCAGCUGGAACAAGAUCCCCACCAUUGCACCAGGGGCCUUCCAUGCUGUCAACAUUGAGUCUCUCAAGAUCGCGGGGCUGGGCCUGACGAGCUUAAGCGAGGAGCUCUUCCAGGCCCAGAACAAUCUCCACGAGCUGGACGUCUCCGACAACCUGCUGGAGCGCGUCCCGGCAGUGCUGCAGCGGCUGGGAAGCCUCACCAAGCUCAGCCUGGCUGGCAACGCCCGCAUCGCCCAGCUGCCCGCGGAGGACUUCCACAACCUUCACAACCUCCAGGAGCUGGACAUCAGCAACCUCAACAUCAACACCAUCCCUCGGGAUUUCUCCAGCUUCUUCCCCAGGCUGCGGGCCCUGACUGCUGCCGGCAAUCCCUUCAACUGCAUCUGCCAGAUGAGCUGGCUGGUGCAGUGGGUGAACACCAGCUGCGUGGUCCUCCGGCGGCCCGAGGAGACGCGCUUGUGCCCGGAGGGCUUCACCGGGGCGUACUGCCAGGCGGAGGUGAGGGGGACGACGCCGCCCCCGGCCCCGCAGGCCCCGCCGCCAGGCCGGCGGAUCAGCAUCGCGCAGGUCAGCAGCACCUCCCUCAAAGUGGACUUGCAGAACUACGUCCAGUCCAAAGCGCAGCUGAAGGGCAUCCGCUUGAGCUACCGAAAUCUCUCCGGGCCGGACAAGCGGCCGGUGAUGCUGCGUUUGCCGGCUUCGCUCUCUGAGUACACGGUGCGGGCGCUGAAGCCGAACUGCACUUACCGCGUCUGCAUCGGGCCCCUGGGGGAGAAGGUCUCCAAGGAGGAGCACUGCGCCGAGGCGCAGACCUUGCCGGUGAGCAGCCACCAGCAGCACUCGCCCGUCACCCAGAACAAGGACAGCAACCUGACCCUGAUGAUCGUCCCCGCGCUGGCCGCCGUGCUGCUGCUGGUGGUGGUGGUGACCGCUGGCACCUACUACCGUCGGCACCGCCGGGCAAAGGCACAUGCCGGCGCCGGGGUGGACGCCAGCCCGCUGGAGCUGGAAGGGGUGAAAGCCUGCCUGGAAAACGGGGACUUGAGCAGCCACGGCCGCAAGGUGCCGGAGGCGGCGAUGCUUUCCGGUGGCUCCGAGUGCGAGGUCCCGCUCAUGCAGUCGCACUACCCCAGCAACAACAACACCCCGGGGCUCAAACCCUCCUAUUUCUGA